Molecule: messenger RNA, 1755 nt
Organism: Kluyveromyces marxianus DMKU3-1042
Lineage: Eukaryota; Fungi; Ascomycota; Saccharomycetes; Saccharomycetales; Saccharomycetaceae
Gene: MOT2
Product: CCR4-NOT core ubiquitin-protein ligase subunit MOT2
Exons: 1
Coding region: 1-1755 (584 amino acids)
Biological process (GO): protein ubiquitination
Cellular component (GO): CCR4-NOT complex
Molecular function (GO): RNA binding; ubiquitin-protein transferase activity; metal ion binding
Source: RefSeq, a predicted model, not a curated record
AUGAUGACAGCUGCUACAGAGAAUCCACAUGUUCACCAGAAUCAACAUGAGAUUCAAAAAGCUCUAUCUAACUACGACACUUCGUUUUUAUCAGAUGACGAGGAAGAUUUGUGCCCUCUAUGUAUAGAGCCGUUAGAUGUUAUGGAUAAGCACUUCAAGCCAUGUCCAUGUGGAUACCAGAUCUGUCAAUUUUGUUACAACAAUAUUCGUCAGAAUCCUGAACUAAACGGCCGGUGUCCAGCCUGUCGUAGAAAAUACGAUGAUGAAAGUGUGGAGUAUAUCGUUCUUUCUCCAGAAGAGUUGAAGCUUGAACGAUCGAAACAGGCCAGGAAGGAACGUGAGCGGAAGCAAAGAGAAAGAGAACGCAGGGAAAACGAUACGCAUAACAGGAAGCAGUUAGCUGGUAUGAGAGUUAUCCAAAAGAAUUUAGUGUACGUUAUUGGAUUGAAUCCGCCUUACCCAUACGAAGAACUACCAUCGAUCUUGAGAUCGGACAAGUAUUUCGGCCAGUACGGUAAGAUUAACAAGAUUGUCAUCAACAAGAAGACUGGACACGAGCAUCAUUCUGUGUCUAGCUCCUCCAGCCACGUUAACUCUGGUUACGGUAUAUACGUGACAUUUUCCAGAAAGGAUGAUGCAGCUAAAUGUAUUCAAGCGAUUGAUGGUAUUUAUAUUGAUGGACAUCCAGUGAAAGCGGCUUAUGGUACAACAAAAUACUGUUCAUCUUAUUUAAGAGGUCAACCAUGCCCCAAUCCAAAUUGUAUGUUCUUACAUGAACCGGGUGAAGAAGCAGAUGCUUUCAAUAACUCAAGAAAAGAACACUCCCACCAUCCGCAUGCACCACCUGCUCUCGCGAAGACUACCACAAGUGCCAGCUCAACACCAAAGUUGGCACACGCUUCACUAAGAACAGAGGAUGCAAACUCUAUAACAAGUGCUGGAUCAAACUCUAAGCCUACGCCACCAGUACUAACCCCUGCACCUGUCCCAUCUGGUUCAAACCCAUGGGGUAUUUCACAAGCGCCAACUCCUGUAUCCACUAUUUUCAACAAAACUGUCACGUCUACAACAUUCCCAACCCUAUCCAGCUCUUUGGCAGAUGGAUCCCAUAGUUCAGCACCAGGAACACCAAUCAAUGCUGGUUCUGCUUCAACAACAAAUGCUUCCUCAGGAAAUAGUUCUAAGAAGAAAGGUGAGAAGACUUAUGAGGAUCCAUAUGAUCCAAUGGCUACCUGCAUUAAAUUCCUAGAUCAAACCUUUAAGUUUUUGUCUGACAUACCGGAGCGUAACUAUUCGUUCAAUUCAAGCAUGCUUAGUGAUGAAACCUACAAGAGUUAUCCAUCAUUAUUCUCUUUUGAUAGAAUAACUUGUAGUGAGCAAUCGGACAAUGUGCUUGGUGCUAAGCUUUGUGAUAUGCUAGCCAUUAAACCUGUGGACCAUAUGUCAUCUCUCUUACCAUUUCUUCAAAGUAAAACGACACCUACUGUAUUGCCUCCCGGAAUUGCUGUGCAACAGCAGCAACAGCAGCAAGUAGUUCAACAACAACAACAACAACAACAGCAGCAGCAGCAACAUCAACAGCAGCAGCAGCAGCAGCAGCAGCAGCAACAACAGCAACAGCAACAAAUAUCAUUGCAAAUGCAAAUGCAAGCUCAACAGGGUAUUUCCCAUCCAAUGAUGAACCCACCUCAAAGCAAUUCAUCUGAUCUUCUCAAUCAGUUAAUUCACGGUAAGAAGCAAACUGCUACUGUAUAA